GUUCGCGUAGAAGAGUGUGCCGCUUCGAAAGUAAACGAGAGUCGCUCGCAGUAUCCAGCCUCGCGCGUGGGGAUUGAAAACAAAAUCAAAAAAAAAAAUGAUUAACGAAGCUCGUUCACUGCAGUGAUCGAACCACGUGGUGACAAGAAAAUUUCGUCGAGGAUCGAACACGUGGGAAAUCGUGUCGUCCGUGGUGGUGUUUCGCGAAACAAACCCCCUCGAUAAACGAGAAGAAACAAUUAUCGUGAAUAAACGUCGAACGAUACGAGUCUUACAAGUUUACGACGAACGUGGAAUCGUUCGCGUUCGAUUCGAAUCAGCGAAUAUUUAACCUGCGAGCGUCAAAUGAAACGGCGCGAGUACAAGAAAAACGCCUACGCAAAAAGAAAUUAACUGCACGAAGACGUCGUCAGUUUGUAAUUAGACUCGAGAGGAGACGAAACACGCGGUUCUGCAUGAACCCUGAGGAAAUCUUCGGCCUGUGCAACAGGAAAAACGCGAUAUUCGUUAUCCUGUGCACGGCGGCUAUCUACGUGCACCUGUUCGACGAGAACGACGACGACACCGUCAUAGACCAGACUAUCCACUUCAACGUGGAGGAGCAACGCGAAACUUGGUGCAUCGACGACGAGGAGCUAUCGGUGUUCCGAUCGCACUGCAACGAUGUGGAGAACAUUAUGUCUGCUCUCGCUGAUGCUUUUAACGUUCGAUUUCCCUCGCGAUAGAUUCGCUCGAGCUAAAUCUAUUCGAGCGAACGCCGAGCCACGCGCUCGAGACGAAAUCCAGAGCCAUCGGGAAGCAACGCGAGGACGAAAUGAGAGGAACGGCCUACCACGUCGCACGAUUUACGACGACGAUGAAAAUUCGAGCGAGCGUUUCGGCAAAUGGCGGAACAACGGUGAAGCUCUCGAACCAAAAUGGAGGGACGGUGACACAGUACCACUAUUUCCAUUUUCUGAAUUAUCACGAUACUCUGGCGACAAAGCGGACAGCGAGGAAGAGAUCAAUUACAGCCAUCGAGUAGCAAAAUAUCGUCGGAACAAUGGACGAGAGGAACCUCGUUUCAGAAACGACAACAAACGUGUGUACAGGGAAUGGGAUGAGAAGAAUAGAGACGAUCAACCCUUGACUGGACAAAAUCCAAUCAACUCCAAGGAAACGAACAAUAGGGAAGAAGAAACUCUAGAUUUUGCAGAAAAUAAAGAUACAAUGUCCACGAGGUAUCGCGAAGCUUUUCAAAUACGCCUAAACGACUACGAGCACGAACUGGACGACGAGGAGUACCUGAAACCUCGUCCAAGGAAACGGAGACCACCGCAAAAUUACGAAUUCGCUCUAGCCGUGAACAACACGUCCACGAACGAACGAAAACUGGAAAGCAAUUCUGGACCUUGGCUCCGUACGCAAAUAACUUUGGAACCAGAACGCAGAAAUCAAUUCGGACAGAAUGCCAUGGAGCUGAAGUCCCUCUUGAAGAUGCAGCAAGAGGAAGGCCUAAGUCUAUCGGAGCUGCUGCAGCGAAGAAACCUGACUCUCGACGAUCUCCUGAAAGGUAAAGCAGACGCGAUCAAUGCGUUGAAAUCGAAAGACAUUGAGGCCGAGGAUUACAUCGAGGAAGCGUCUAGAAUGAUGUACAAUUCCCUCAUGAAAGCAUCUACCACGAAUAAACCACAAUGGAUGACUGUUACGGAAGCCACGGGACUAAAGAACGUUCUAAAACACGAUGAUCCGAUGAUUUCAAUCAUGGACACGGUGGAUCUACUCUGGCGUAAGAAUCUCACGAAUUCCGCGGGAUCUUCUUCGAACGCAACCACUGGAAAAUCGAUCCUCGCCACUCUUAAUUCGCGGCCAGUCGGAGUUACGCCUCUCGCGAACCUACCAGUAGCGAUUACGACAUCGAUGCCGGUUGCAACGAAUUCCAUGCAGUUCUUGCAAAGCAACGGUACUGCGAAAUUAUGGAACGGUGACGAAAUCAAGCCGGAUAGCUUGGACGAAGACGAGAUCAUGGAAUUCUCGGAUUUCACCGAUUACAAGAACGGACGAAACAACAUGUCUCCGGUUUGGCUGAUGUCAAAGGACGAGGAAAGAAACGAGGAGACUCUGGAUGGUUUUAAAAGCAACAACGACAGAGGAUCGACGUUAAGUAUCCAGCAGAUCUUGAACCCUACGGAAAGUACCAAAUCGAUGAAAAAUUUAUCCGCGUCUGAGAACAACGAAAGCGUCUAUGCGACCGAGAUGAUCGGGCAAGAAGAUCGACGCAACGUCGAGCACAACGAACGAGAUUACACCACGUUCUCAGAGCAGGAAUACCAAGAAGAUGCACCGUUGAUGUACCAUGACCUAGAACAGAAUACGCAAAUUAGCACUCCUGCUGACGAAGAGAGUAAAAUAGAAUCUGCACUGGAUGCAGUGUCUUACGGUGACAUUACAGAGGUUCAACGAAUGUUUACGAACAACGUCGAUUACUCUCUCAAAAAUCAUCAAACUGCGAACACCACCGAGAAGCAGAGUUACGACGACGUGGUUUCGGAAAUAGAACCGGAAGCGCGAGCCGAGAUCUUUGAAUUAUUCGCGUCCGGAUCCGCGGGUAAGAGAUUAGAGCGUCUUUUAAAAUCGAGGAACAUGAGCUUGGAGGAACUGAUCGCUUUGCGACAGCGAGGCUCCAGCAGAGUUCAUUUGGCCGAGGUUUCGCGACUCAAAGCACAGAAAUCAACCAGCGAGAACAAGCCGGAGAGUGAAAAUAACUCGGUAGUGACCACUUUGUCGCCGCCCGAGGGACAUUCUUAUCAAUUUGGAGAAAGAAACCCGACGAAUUUGCCGCCGCUGUCGUUUGAAAACGCGACCAACAGCGAUCUUGUUCGCCCCGAGGAAACUACUACCAAACGAUUGCUACCAAAUUUCGAUUUGGGAAUCAAUAACGAAGACCUCGAUAGCGAGAAACGAAACAUCGAAGAGCGUCAUCGUACAGUGCAGAUCGUUGAUCUGUUAACGACCUUCGAUUCUCUUCCAUUCGCGAAGAAUUUUCAGCGGGACUUCCCGGGCGAGUACGACGACAUGGCCAAGAAGAAAUUGUCCGAGCAGAGCACCGAUCUCGGCGUAGUGUUUAUAAAUGACGGGGAAACGAUACGUACAAAUGAUACCGCGAACGUCAUUCAGUCCGAUUACGUGAAAGGGAUAGUCAAACAGGAAUCGAAUUCUAUCAAUAUUCAGACGGUAUUCAGAGAAACGAGCGUCCUUAACGAGGACGAAGACAACGAAAAGGGGAAAUCCCUUUCGAAAGUAAAACCCAGCAUAAUAGCGAGUGGCGCGAUCCUUGGCGUGACAAUCGUGGUUUUCUUGGCAAUAUUCAUCGUGUGCAGGAUUCGGCAGAAGCAGAAAUACAGAUACAGGAACACCUUUUCCAGAGCAGUGUUUCAAGCUCCUGUAUUAGCAGCCAGGAAACUGUCGAAUUCGAGCAGUCUAAGCACCGUAAUGGUCAACGUUAUCGCGACGUCAACGACGAAGAGACCGGAAAGAAAGGAAAUGCAGGAACCUGCGGGAGAGAUGAAUUGUAAAAGUGAUAUCGAUAAUGAUUCUCUGGAUGCUAACGAUAGCUGGGAAACUAUACCUGAUUACAUGAAAUAACGGCAAACAGAUUUGACCGCAAUAUUUCUGUUCAGACCUUAAAAAACAACAGUAUUUUCUUGUCUACGUUAGAUUAAACCGUACAUAUACAUACAUAUUGAAGGCUGAUCAUGUACCUUGACUUUAGCAAUGAUACAAAGCUGAAGACAUUAGACACCUUAAUAGAUCGACCACUGAAUCACUGACUGCAAAUGUUUCUAUUAGUCUGUAGACUGAUUUCGCAAACACGGACUUUUGUACAUACAAUUGUAUAGAGUAUUUGAUCAAUUUUAACAGAUAAAAUUUAAUGUAAUUUAGAAUUUUAGAAUUAGAAUAAUUGUCUUGUAUAAGAUCAUUUUUCAGAACUCCUCUCGAUGUCAGAAAGAAGCAUACAUGU
Molecule: messenger RNA, 4000 nt
Organism: Colletes gigas
Lineage: Eukaryota; Metazoa; Arthropoda; Insecta; Hymenoptera; Colletidae
Exons: 2
Coding region: 664-3624 (986 amino acids)
Source: RefSeq, a predicted model, not a curated record